AUGAGCCAAAGUAACUUGACUAAACAAAUGUCGGGCAGUAAAAUUCUGGAGAGCAAUGUAGAAGCCGAGUUUGAGGAUUUAAAAGUUGAAGAAGUUCAAGAUGAUAGUGAUGACGAUGGUGAUAAUAAAUAUCAAUACAAAGUGAUUAUUGUUGGUGAUGGUACUGUUGGUAAAACAUCAACAAUUAGAAGAUUUACUGAGGACGAAUUCCAGCAAUCCUAUGUAAGGACUGUUGGUGUUGAUUGGUUCAUCAAGAAUGUUUCGAUAGUUGCCGAAAUUCCUGCUCAACAAGCAGCCCAUACCGAGUCAUCUGAAGAGGGAUCACAAAAGAAAACCAAAAAGAUUGAAGUUUGCUUUCAAAUUUGGGAUGUUGAGGGUCAAAGUUUGGGAUCAAAAUUAUUGUCUAGUUAUAUUUAUGGUUCCGAUGCUGUUAUCCUUACUUACGAUAUUACAAAUUUGGAAAGCUUUAAAAACUUGGAAGAAUGGUUAAAAUACGUGAAACAUAUUUUCUCUGAUAGUUAUGAAGGAAGAAAGAGUUCUGAAAAAUCUAAAGAUCCAGUUAUUUGUAUAUUUGCUAACAAGUGUGAUUUGAGUCACGAAAGAAAAGUCAAAAGAGAAACCCACGAUGAAUGGGCAGGAUAUCACAAAUUAUCUUCUUUCUUUGUUUCUGCUAAAACUGGUGACAUGGUAAAUUUAUCAUUUAUCAAGCUUGCUGCCAUGUUGGUUGGAGUGCAACUUCCUCAAGGACAAUUGGAAGGUGCUACUAAGGUAAUUGUAGCUCCAAUUAUAAAUUACACUGCAGAAGAUAAGAGUGAAACUGAAAGUGAGCCAAAAGGAAAAGUUGUAAAGAGUAGAACAUGUUGCAUUUCAUAAUUCAACUAAAAUAAAUAUCACUAAAAUUGAU
Naegleria gruberi is the source of this 904-nucleotide messenger RNA. Its product is annotated as rab family small GTPase. Gene Ontology annotation, molecular function: GTPase activity; GTP binding. The coding region runs from base 1 to 873 and encodes 290 amino acids. The record is from RefSeq and is a predicted model, not a curated record. The transcript is spliced from 3 exons. Lineage: Eukaryota; Heterolobosea; Eutetramitea; Acrasida; Naegleriidae.